Molecule: messenger RNA, 1134 nt
Organism: Saimiri boliviensis boliviensis (Bolivian squirrel monkey)
Lineage: Eukaryota; Metazoa; Chordata; Mammalia; Primates; Cebidae
Gene: NOL12
Product: nucleolar protein 12
Cellular component (GO): nucleolus
Molecular function (GO): rRNA binding
Source: RefSeq, a predicted model, not a curated record
GGCGUGCACCCGGGAGGAUGAGUACGCUACACCCGGAAGUGUCUCGGGUGAACGGAAGGUGGUGGCCUCACCGCUAUGGGCCGCAACAAGAAGAAGAAGCGAGAUGGUGACGACCGGCGGCCCAGGCUAGUUCUCAGCUUCGACGAGGAGAAGAGGCGGGAAUACCUGACAGGCUUCCACAAGCGGAAGGUUGAGCGGAAGAAGGCAGCCAUUGAGGAGAUUAAGCAGCGGCUGAAAGAGGAGCAGAGGAAGCUUCGGGAGGAGCGCCACCAGGAAUACUUGAAGAUGUUGGCAGAGAGAGAAGAGGCACUGGAGGAGGCAGAUGAGCUGGACCGGCUGGUGACAGCAAAGACGGAAUCGGUGCAGUACGACCACCCCAACCACACAGUCACCGUGACCACCAUCAGUGACCUGGACCUCUCCGGGGCUCAGCUGCUCGGGCUGACCCCACCUGAGGGAGGGGCUGGGGACAGGUCCGAGGAGGAGGAGGCAUCCAUGCCCACCAGAGCCUUGCCGAGGAAGUCCAGAGACCCCCUGCUCUCUCAGCGGAUCUCCUCUCUCACAGCAGCACUGCAUGCACACAGCCGCAAAAAGGUCAGGAGGAAACAUCCCCGCAGGGCCCAGGACUCCAAGAAGCCCCCAGGGGCCGCUCGUACCAGCAAGGCCCAGCGUCGCCGUCUGACAGGCAGAGCACAGCACAGCGGGGAGUGAGGCUGAGAACCAAGCUGUGCUCCAGCCUAGGCUGCGGGGACCUGGCUUUUGUCAUCUUGCUGUCCCUGUCGUCCAGCCUGCACCAAGGUGGUGACUGCACAGCUCAAAGUUGGGAAGCCAGGAGCCCUCUGGCCUAGGGCCAGCUACCUCUGCCUGGGGUUUGAAUUCCAGAAGGAGUGGGCAGCUGAGCGCAGCCUCCCCCAGGAAGAGCCUUCAGAGCCACGUUGGGGCAACUUCCCAAAUGUGCGCCCCACCUGGCACUCAUCAAAUUUGGGAAACUCAUCAGAGAUUUGUGCACUUGUGAUUUGUUUGCCCCUGAUACCACGUGCAAGGGCAGCUUUCUGGGGUGGUGGACAUGGCUCUGUCCCCUGCAGUUUUCCCUGUGGCUGCAAUAAAGUCCAGUUCUGCUUCUGUUAAGGUGCU